This is a messenger RNA of Oreochromis aureus, 841 nucleotides long. Its product is annotated as extracellular matrix protein FRAS1-like. Bases 29 to 514 code for a protein of 161 amino acids. The record is from RefSeq and is a predicted model, not a curated record. NCBI's taxonomy places the organism in Eukaryota, Metazoa, Chordata, Actinopteri, Cichliformes, Cichlidae. The transcript has 4 exons.
AAACAGACGAGCCUGGGACACCUCGAGCAUGCUGCCAGUCCAGGCACUAGGAUCAGCACCUUCAUGCAGGCUGACCUGGCAUCACGCAGCAUCCAGUUGCUCAGACUUUCUACAUCACUAUCAAGCCUGUGGACGACUCCUGCCUCUUCUUCAGGUCCCUGGCAUGAGGGUGCAGGAGGGUGUGAGGAAGACCAUCACUGAGUUUGAGCUGAAAGCCACCGAUGCGGACACAGAGGCGGAGUCCAUCGUCUUCAGCGUCAUCCAGGCUUCUCGACACGUCACCAUCGAGCGCACCAUCAGCGGCCAACACUACCGACAGAUAAGCAGCUUCACCAUGGACGACAUCGACCAGAACCGCAUCAGCUACAACCACGACGGCUCCAACUCGCUCAAAUACCGCUUCACCUUCACCGUGACCGACAGCACCAACCUGCUCUUCAUGGUGGAGGACAACGGAAAAGAGGUGUGUGUGUGUGUGUCUGUGUGUGUGGACAGUUUUAUUACAGUGGGAUGAUUGAAAUGGCAGAGUGAGGGCAUGUCUGCGAGAGUGUGCGUGCUCUGACCUUUUGUGAAUUUGUGGGUGUAUUGAUGUGCUUCUGUCUUUGUGAGGACAGAAACUGGGCGCUUUUGCAAAGGGCGGGCACCUCCGGAAACAGAGAGUGAAAAUAUUUUUGCAAAGGACAUGUUUGGAAGGACAGGAUAUUUCUGUAGCGAAGUUUUGCCUUUUCCCGUCCUCCUGUAAGCUUUGAUGUUUUUGCUUUUCCUGCUUCAAAUAUUCAUAAAAAAUUAGGAUAAUUUUCCUUUUUUGUGUCAUAGUGAGUACUAAUAAACCAUAUACUAC